GUCAGUCCUGUAAAACUUCAUCAGCGCUUCUCUGGUCGGACUGGUUUUCUUUGUCUCGUAGCGAUGGAGAGGAAAGUUGCCCGAGAAUUUAGGCACAAGGUGGAGCUGCUGAUUGAAAAUGAGGCAGAGAAGGAUUACCUUUACGAUGUUCUCCGGAUGUAUCACCAGUCCAUGGAUUUGCCAGUGCUGGUUGGAGACCUGAAAUUGGUUAUCAAUGAACCAAAACGACUGCUGCUCUUCGACACUAUCCGACCUCUGAUCCCGCUCAAACACCAAGUGGAGUAUGACCAGCUCACGCCCAAGAGGUCACGGAAGCUUAAAGAGGUCCGUUUGGAUCGAACACACCGAGACGGACUGGGUCUCAGUGUUAGAGGGGGACUAGAGUUUGGCUGCGGGCUCUAUAUUUCACAGAUUGUCAAAGAUGGACAAGCUUAUAAUGUCGGCCUUCAGGUGGGUGAUGAGAUUGUGCGAAUUAAUGGCUACUCCAUCUCCUCCUGCAUCCAUGAGGAGGUCAUCAGCCUCAUCAAGACCAAGAAGAUUGUGUCACUCAAAGUUCGCCAUGUGGGAAUGAUCCCUGUAAAAAGCUCUUCUGAUGAACCCCUCAAGUGGCAGUUUGUGGACCAGUUUGUGUCCGAGUCCGGGGAGAAGAGAAGCAGCUUGGCCGGCUUGAUGUCUAUUGGUGGAAAGGAGAUCAAGGAGAAGAAGGUUUUUCUCAGUCUCGUGGGUACCAAGGGUAUGGGCAUAAGCAUCUCAAGCGGUCCAACCCAGAAACCUGGUAUCUACAUCAGCAACGUGAAGCCAGGCUCCCUCGCUGCAGAAGUUGGACUUGAGGUAGGAGACCAGAUUGUGGAAGUGAAUGGAGUGGAUUUCACCACUGUGGACCACAAAGAGGCUGUGAAAGCCCUGAAGAGCAGCAGAAGUCUGACAAUCACAGUUCUGACAGGAGCUGGAAGGGAGCUGUUUAUGACAGACGAGGAGCGCCUUGCAGCCAAGACCCGCCGGGAGUUGGAUAGGCAGGAGCUGAUGCAUCAGAAGAAGGUUGCAUUGGAGACCAACAAAAUCAUUAAAGAACAGCAGGAGAAGGAGAGACAGAGAAAGCUGGAGAUCUCCCAUAAAGUAGAUGAGGAAGAGGAGCGCUAUAGGAAUGAGAUGGAAAAUAUUGAAGCUGCAGAAAGGAAACAUGAUAGAGAAUGGGAGGAGGACUGGGGAUCCAGAGACAGAUCAAAGAGUCCCCGCUCCCCAAAAAGCCCUGAGAUGAAAACCAGCCCAAAUGCAAAGACCAAGAGUUCACCAUUUGGCUGGUUUUAUCGAUAUGAGGGGAAGCUGCCUUCACUGCGCAAGAAAGGAGAAAAGAAGAAGAAGAAAAAGAAAAUGUCCAAUACAGACACACUGCAGGAGCAGAGGAAGAACAAGAAGGAGAUGGAGUUUGAGCUGAAACUUGCUAAAGAGAAAGAAGAGAUGCAUGAACGAGAGAAGCAACUAAAGAUCAAUCGGCUGGUACAGGAGGUUUCAGAGACAGAAAGGGAAGACCUGGAGGAGUCUGAGAAAGUGCAGCACUGGGUGGAGCGCCUGUGUCAGACUCGGUUGGAGCAGAUCUCUUGUGUGGAGAAUGAAUCCCCAGAGCUUUCCCAGCCACACUCUCCUGCCUCUGAGCCGAGGGUGAAGCAUUUCCCCGGUGGUUUAAACCUGGCAACCACUGAUUUGGACGACAUAAAUCUGGAUGACGUGGAUCAGAGCCUGAGGGGACCUCUUAAAAAACUAGUCCCGACUCAGCCCACCAAACACCAACCACCACCCCCCUUGCCUCGCCCCCCACCUUCACCCAAACUAAACCCUACGAUUCCCAACUACUCCCCUCCUAUACCCCAAGUAUCUCCCCAGCCCCGAGCUCCUUCUUCCCCGGGUGCCAGGAAGCCUCCUCUGUCUCCAUCCACUUUGACCAACAGGGGGCGCAGGCUUCAGGCACAACCACGUCGCCCGCCUUCCUCUAACUACCCUCCACCAUCACAGACAUCAAGGCCCCCAUCAUCCCCUCAACCAACACCACACCCACAUCCCCCACCUCCACCUCCCCCGCCACCACCUCCUCCUCCCCCUCCGCCCCCUCCCCCACAGCACUCUGAAGAACGUGGUUACCGUCAGCAUCAGCACCACCUCCAGCAUCCUCCCAGUCCUCCUGAACACAGGAGCGAGUGGGAAACAGGUGGCUACCUCCCCAGAGGGGGGAUUUAUUCAUCCAACACUAGUGAAAUUUCCCACCCUUCAAGUCCAAAGGUGAUGAGAAACACCUCCCAUGUUAGUCACAUUUCCACUUCAAGCAGUCAGCUGCAGCUGGCUCCCAGUCCCCCUAACCAAAGACGUCAGAUGGCUCCAGUCAUGUCCAAACCUGUAAUGCUGCCACAGUCACAGACUAACCGGCCUGAUCCGCACCGACCUGCUGUCCGCUCCGAUGGCCUGCCUCCAGAAAUGCUGAAACGGAUGGUGCCUUUCAACUCAUCCUUCAAAUCAAACAACAAACAAGGAUUUCAGAAAUAUGUGGAUGACUUCGAUCCUUACUCCAUGUUCUCCUCAGACCAGAUAAAUGACAGAGAUGUGAGACUGUUGAGAAUCAAAAAGGUCGGGCAACUUGACUUGGCUCUGGAGGGAGGAGCAGACUCUCCUCUUGGAAAAUUGGUGAUAUCAUCUGUUUAUGACGGCGGUGCAGCUGAUAAGCACGGAGGGAUUGUUCCAGGAGAUGAACUUAUGGCUGUGAAUGGGAAGAUCCUGAUCGAUGCUACUUUGGAUGAGGGACAAAACUCUCUGGCUCGGGCUUGGAAUAGUGGAGGGGACUGGAUCGAUGUUGUGAUUGCUGUGUCCCCGCCAAAGGAUUAUGAAGAUGAAGUCCCUAAUUCAGCAUCAGUCAGUCCCACUGUGAAGAGAAAGGUGUUUGAAGGCAGUGCAACACUUUACAGACAUGGUUAUCAGCUUCAGCACUAGCCUCACCUCAUCUCUCCUCCUACCUCACCUUGUUCUGGACGUUCUUCUGAUGUCGUCAUCCACCUGCCAUGAAAACCCGAUGUAAUAAAAGGAAGCUUCUCCUCCAUCCACAUCUGAAUGGGAAGAUUGAGAGCCUAUUUGUGCUUUUGCUGCUUUGUCGCCCUUCAAGGCUGAUCCAGUUGUCUUUUAGACUGACGUUGUACUUCCAAUAGUAAUUUUCUCUGUCUUGUUUUGUCAAUGGAUUGUCCAAUCAGUAAUCGUUUUUUUUCCUGCUUAGCUCUUUCCUUCUGCAAAGACUGGAAAUAAUUGACCUCAUUUACAAAAUGAUGAGCAUGCUGAUGUUCUGCUAACAUCUGUCAGUAUACGAAUGAAGGAUGAGUUCGAUUAAUUAAACUGUAAUCAAUACCGGAUUCAGAAUUUCCUUCUCCUUGGCCUAAUAAAGGACU
Molecule: messenger RNA, 3422 nt
Organism: Cyprinodon variegatus (sheepshead minnow)
Lineage: Eukaryota; Metazoa; Chordata; Actinopteri; Cyprinodontiformes; Cyprinodontidae
Gene: ush1c
Product: Usher syndrome 1C
Exons: 27
Coding region: 64-2976 (970 amino acids)
Biological process (GO): inner ear morphogenesis; retinal cone cell development; inner ear auditory receptor cell differentiation
Cellular component (GO): plasma membrane; stereocilium tip; photoreceptor inner segment
Molecular function (GO): protein binding
Source: RefSeq, a predicted model, not a curated record